This is a messenger RNA of Chilo suppressalis (striped riceborer), 2335 nucleotides long. Lineage: Eukaryota; Metazoa; Arthropoda; Insecta; Lepidoptera; Crambidae. The record is from the annotation of a GenBank genome assembly.
GACGCAGGACCUAGUAAUAUUACUUUUCUCUAUGCGCAGGACGCAUGCCAGUAUUACUUUUCUCUAUGACGCAUGCCUGUCUUUGUUUAAUUUGUUUGAAUCGAAUUUGUAUAUUUGCAAAUUUUUAUGUACUACCCAAUACACAAAAACAGAAUAUAAAAUGGGUAAAGAAGACGUAUCGGCAAAAAAGCGACGUAAAAUCAAUUCUAGCUCAUCUACAAGCGAAGUCAACAAACAGGGACCAGCCGAUAUAUACAAGCGAGUAGUUGAAUUUGAAGAGACCGAAGCUCAGCUACGUUCUGCUGAAAAGGAUGCUACUUUAUUUAAAAAGAUUUGUCAGGAUGUCCGUCAAAUGUUUUCUGAUAUCGUCGAACUAAAAUCUAAAGAUUCUGAUGAGGCCAAAGAAAAGAUAAACAGUAAAAGAGUGGAAGCAUCAUUGCUUUUAGUUGCUCUGAAAAAACUGAAUAGGUUGGAAAAAGUUCGCACUAGAGCAGGCAGGGAUGCUUUACACAAGGAAAAACAGCAAGUGGAUUCCACUCACUUACUUCUGCAAAAUCUGCUUUAUGAAGCUGACCAUCUCAACAAGGAAGUGACUAAAUGUCUACAAUUCAAAUCAAAAGAUGAAGAGAUAGAACUUGUUCCUCUUGAAGAUUUUUAUAAGGAUGCUCCUAAAGAAGUAUCUCGCCCUGAAAUCACAAAAAUUGAUGAACAUCAGCUACAACUUGCAAGACUAGAGUGGGAAUUACGGCAAAGACGUGAGCUGGCUGGAGCCUGCAAUCAAUUGGUUGCAUCAAAAGAGAGAGUAGCUGCUGCUAUAGCUGCAGCAAGAUCUAGACUAGAUGCUUUGUCUCCCCACCUGCGAGAUGUUCUCAAAGCAACAAAACCACUUCAGGAAUGCUUAGCUAUGAGGCUGGAUGAAAAACGAGAGGAAUCAAAAGCUGCUUCAUUGCUGCCCUCACCACUUUUUCUUUUAUAUGCAAAUUCUAGUGCAUAUUCUGAUGCACUAGGUGAAAAAACUGUCACAGUUGCAAUAUCAGGUGAUGAAGAUGAAGCUCGAAGAUUAGAACAACAAAGCAGUGUAGAAAGUGACUUAAUUGUUUCAAAUGACUCUGAUUCAGAUCAAGAGAAUAACGAUGAAGAGCAAAGAGAAAAGAAAAAGCGGCAUCACAGAACUUCGAAAGUCUCUAAAGAAGAAAAAGCAGAAGCAAAGAAAAAGGAAGUAUUUAGAAAACACCCCCUUAAUGUACAAAUAACAGUAAAAGUGCAAGAUGGUACUGCAUUAAAUUUAAUAUUUUCUUACCUAUUAAAUCUCAAAAUAAUUACAGUUAAAUUCACAGUCUCAUUACCAAAACCCGUUACUGGUGUGUCAGCAGCUGAUGUUUUAAAUGGCAAUUGUAUUUUACAUGAACUUUAUUCAUCUGAUAAUGGUAACGACUCACCACACCCAGCUACUGCUUAUCUACUCAAAGCUGCAGGGAUACCUGAGGGCUUUCAAUAUUUUAUUUCUGAAGUUGGGAAGCCUUAUAUAUGGGCUCAAAGAAUGUGUGGUUUAGAUUUCAUGGCAACUGUUAUUGACGAUCAGAAAAAUAACAAGUUAUUGCAACCUUGCCCAACUCUUAGUGUGACAACUGUGGAACAUUUUAUUUUAACUCUGAGAAAAAGACUGAAGUCAAGAGUAGAACUGAUGAAGGAAUUACAAGAUCUAGAGACUGGUAAAAUAUCACCGUUGGAUGGGAAUUCUUGGCCCAUAAGAUUAUCUGGUUCCUUAACACAAUGGCAAUCUGUUGGUUGGCCUGAGUACAUUCAAUCACCUUCUACAACAUUUUUGAUAUCAGAGGGAUUAGUAACACAAAAUGAUUUGCUGUACAGAGCUAUAAUAACUAGGCAGUCUGCAAAAUUGGUAGCACUAGUAGCCCUCAAAAGUGAUUAUCCAAAAAAGGCCCCCAUAUUUUCAUUGACUCUGCAUUGGAAUGGGACUCACCAUUCUAGUAUAAAUGACGAUAUCCGAGAUAUUGAAAGAGUUAUUAAUACAGAUUGGUGUUUAGAAGAUAAUAAACAACCCAAACUCUCUAUACAAAUGACAAAACUAUUGACGUAUAUGGAUAUAUUAUUAGAAACUUCUGGAUCAUCAGAGUUUCCACCAGACAAAGUAAUGUUCAGUCCAGUAAGAGGACGAAACAGAAUUAAACCUUACAAAUUUUUGAAACAAGGCACUGGUGUAUUUGUCCAAUUUUGAAAAUUAAUAAAUCUGUUUUUUUAUUAUUUUGCCUUGUUUCUAUUUUAUUUCUUUUUAAAAUAUGUAUAGGAAAGUAAGACUAUAAAUAAUGACUACUCU